Molecule: messenger RNA, 1665 nt
Organism: Ixodes scapularis (black-legged tick)
Lineage: Eukaryota; Metazoa; Arthropoda; Arachnida; Ixodida; Ixodidae
Product: high-affinity choline transporter 1
Exons: 8
Coding region: 1-1665 (554 amino acids)
Biological process (GO): transmembrane transport; choline transport; acetylcholine biosynthetic process
Cellular component (GO): plasma membrane
Molecular function (GO): choline:sodium symporter activity
Source: RefSeq, a predicted model, not a curated record
AUGGCGCUGUACUGGUUCGGAGUGGCCCUGCUGGGGCUCUUCUACGCCUCCGUCGUUGCCGUGGGCCUGUGGACGGGCAUGCGCCGGGGCUCGGGCCACGUGCGCAGCGAGCGCAUCAUGCUUGCCGGACGGCAGACGGGACUCUUCGUCGGGAUCUGCACCCUGACCGCGACUUGGGUGGACGGCAGCCUGUUGACCUCGACCGUGGACGUUAUCGCCAACAGGGGCCUCCUCUGGUGCCAGCUGCCGGUGGCCUUCGUUCUCAGCUUGGUUAUUUGCGGUGCCUUUUUCGCGGGCCCCAUGUGGCGUGCCGGGCACACGACCAUGCUGGACCCCCUGCAGGUGGCGUUCCGCAGCAGAGCCACGCCGCUGCUCUUCCUGCCCAUAUUUAGCGGGGGACUCCUAUAUUGCGGCUCCAUCCUCAAGGCACUCGGGGCCACCGUGAACGUGGUGACGGGACUGGAUCCGAUCACGGCAAUGUCACUCUCGGCUACGGUAGCUGUCCUGUACACAGCGCUGGGGGGCCUCUACUCAGUGCGGUACACAGACAUCGUGCAACUUACUUGCAUCCUGGUCGGUAUGUGGCUGUGCGUGCCCUUCCUCCUGAGCAACGAGCACAAGGGCGAUCUGAGCAGUAUUCCCUUCCAAGACUGGACGGGGCGGCUGGAGCUGUGGCAGCUGCCGUCCUACCUGGACACGAUGUUCAUGCUCACCCUGGGCUCCGUCGUCUGGCAGGGCAGCUUCCAGCGACUACUGUCGGCGGAGAGUGAGUCGGCAGCCAAGAUCAUGGCGUACGCCGGGGCAUUGGGCAUGCUGCUCGUGUCUGUGGGGGCCGUACUGCUCGGAUGUGUGUCCAGAUUCGCCGACUGGGACGCGACAACGUACGGGGACGACCACGGUAGCCGGAGCCCCCUGGGAGACAAUUCGCAGAGCUCGUUCCUGCUGCCGCUAACGCUGCACUACUUCACGCCGGCCGCAGUCUCGUCCCUGGGCCAAGGGGCCGUGGCCGCGGCCGCCAUGUCGUCCAUCGACUCGACUCUGCUCAGCAUGAGCACGCUCUUCACCAGAAACAUCUACGUGGCGCUGCUGAGGCCACAGGCGUCCGAGCGCGAGCUGGUGUGGACCCUGCGACUGAGCACGGCCCUGGCCGCCCUGUUCGGCGUCCUGGUGGCAGUGUCCCCGGUUUCCGUGUACGGCCUGAGCGUCCUGAGCAGCGACUACCUGUACAUCAUCCUGUUCCCGCAGUUUGUGGCCGCCGUCCACUUCCCGUCCAUGUGCAACGCGUAUGGCUCGCUGGCCGCCUUCUGUCUGGGGCUCGCCCUCAGGUUCCUGGUCGGCGAGCCGUUUCUGGGCCUGCCCGCGGUUUUCGGGGGCCACGACCCGGUCUCCGGCGAGCAGCUGUUCCCCGUCAAGACGGCCAUCAUGCUAGUCAGCCUGAUCACGCUGCUAGUCGCGUCGGUUGCCACCAAGACGCUGUUGGAGAAACUGCCGCCCAAGUACGACGUGCUCACCGUGAGGGACUCGAUGCGGGACACGACGCUGGCUUUAGUGCCGCAGCUACCCGAAAAAGCCCUUCUGGACGCCGACUUGCUGGCGUACGACUUGCUGAAGACGGACGCUCGAAAGGACUCGCUGGGCGCGGGGACAAUUGACCGAAUUUGCUGA